AUGAACGACACAAAGCCCCGACUGAGCUCCAUGGAGGAGACAAUUGCGAAGAUGCUGAUAUGCAAGGUGCAUAUCGGUACGAAGAAUGUUGAGCACAAGAUGCGGCCGUACACAUACAAAGUGACAUCUGAAGGGAUUCAUUUGAUAAACUUGAAGAAGACAUACGAGAAGUUAUUAUUAGCAGCAAGAGUAAUAGUCGCUAUUGAGAACCCGGCAGAUGUUUUAGUUGUAUCUGCUAGACCGUACGGUGCGAGAGCGUCUCUAAAGUUUGCGCAUUAUACAGGGGCACAGGCUGUAGCUUCUCGCUGGGUUGCGGGCAUGCUUACUAAUCAAAUAACACCUAAGUACAGAGAACCGCGACUUAUUAUUGUUACAGAUCCUAGAACAGAUGCGAGAGCUGUUAAAGAAAGCUCCUAUGCUAACGUGCCGGUCAUUGCUCUAUGCGACUCUGAUUCGCCUCUUGAAUACGUCGAUAUUGCUAUACCCUGUAAUAAUAAAGGUAUGGAGUCAAUAGCAUUGAUGUACUGGUUGUUAGCUCGGGAAGUAUUAUAUUUGCGAGGCGAGUUGAGCAGAGGACAGCCCUGGGACGUAAUGGUCGAUCUCUUCUUGUGGAGAGACCCCGAAGAAAUAGAAAAAAGAGAAAAAAUCGAAGACAGAGAUGCAGCGCCUCACCAGCAGCAGGAGACAUCACAGUGGGGUGCAGCAGCAGGAGACUGGGGGGUUAAGGGGACAGCAGAAUGGAUAGCACCUCCUGCUGCAGGCGACUGGAAUGAUGCUGCUGCUGCUGCAGCAGAUUGGGGUGCAGCACAGCCAGCAGCAGCAGGAGCAGCAGCAGCAGCAGCAGCUACCAAGUGGUAG
Eimeria acervulina is the source of this 858-nucleotide messenger RNA. RefSeq names its product 40S ribosomal protein S0-A, putative. The transcript is spliced from 4 exons. Gene Ontology annotation, biological process: cytoplasmic translation; ribosomal small subunit assembly. The record is from RefSeq and is a predicted model, not a curated record. Gene Ontology annotation, cellular component: ribosome; 90S preribosome; cytosolic small ribosomal subunit. Lineage: Eukaryota; Apicomplexa; Conoidasida; Eucoccidiorida; Eimeriidae. Gene Ontology annotation, molecular function: structural constituent of ribosome. Bases 1 to 858 code for a protein of 285 amino acids.